CAAAGCACUCCCUCUACUGUUGCUCUCUCUCUCUCUCUCUUUCACUUCCUACCAGGUGGGCAGCUCACCUUCGCAGUCAUGUGACACCUGAGCGAGAAGCACCGGGGUAAAGGUGGACUCUCAUUUGACAGCCUCUCUCACAGCGUCGCGGCCAGAGGAAGUUCUACCUCCAGGAUUUUGGAUUUCUCAAACAGCCGACAUGUCAAUCAGCCGAAAAAACUGGUCGGCUCUGUCCAGCAAAGCACGCCAGUGGACGAUGGAGGACGAGGAGGAGGUGGAGAGGGAGCGGCGGAGAAGGGUGAAGAGCUCCACCAGCAACGCUGACCCUGAGGACGACCUGAGCCCCACACGUAGGGACUCUCCAGCCAGUGACGGCGCCUUUGACAUGGACUCAGGCGAGACGUCGCCACGCCACAGCAGUGUCGAUCCCACCCAAAGUUUGGAUUUCAUGGAGAUGCUGCGCGUGCGGGACGAGAAGAGGAGGCUGCGUCACGUGGAGACGCUGCGGCGCCAGAAGGAGGUGGUGGGGUCGGACGAGAGGCUGGGUCCGCUGGACAGCAACGGGCUUUCAGGCAAGGAGCCGGGCCCCCUGUCGCCUGGCCGACCUUCCAAAACGACCAUCACUAAUGGACAGCAUGACGAGUCGGAAGAGCGCCCUCCCACCCGCGCCUCCAAAACUGGACGCAAGUUUGUCAGCUCGGUCUCCAUCUCAGUGGACUCUAGUCGCUCACCUUCUGGCAGCUCGACACCCACAAGCCCCUUCUCACCAACUGCCAUCAGGUCACCAGGAGAACGCACCAGCCCACUUCCUGGCACCACGAAAAGCCCGGUCCAUAAUGGACACACAAGGCCAGAGGCCGUCUCCAGGGCCACCUUCUCCUUCUCUCCCACCUCCUCCUCCACCAACAACAAGCAAGAGCAGAGUGCUACACCUGGCUUGGCCAGACAGAGCUCCAGGACAGUCUCUUUCAGGAUGAUAAAGAAGAGAGAGGAAGAGUCUGCUCCACUGCGGAGAAGUGCCAGUGUGCGAAUGACGUCCAAGAAGUUUGAGCCCGACACGAACAAGGGUGAAGAGGAAGACAAACUCUCAUUGUUCCAGAGAAAUUCCAGGCAGAGAGUCUCCUCCCGGUCCAUUCAGGAGAAGAUGGAGCAGCUGGCCCAGGCUGCACAGAGAUCUGACACGGCACGGGCCACAGAAGGGACCCCCAGGCCUCUGUAUCUGGUGGAUGAGGUGUCGAAGAAGAGGGGCAUAUUUGAGAGGGAGCAGCAAGCGUCGAGCCCCACCAGCCAGGAAACAAGACCGGUCAAAAGUGGAGUGUCGGAUCGCAUCAACCGCUGGCUUCACAGGAGCAGUCAAUCUGGCACCACCCAGACUCCCUCGGACGUGAGACCCGUGGACAUCAGCAGCAAGAGGAGCGUGUUCGAGAAGUCAGCCAAGUGAAACAAUGACCGAGGGCAGGAUGCUAAACUCUGUGGAGCUCUUAUUUUGAAGGAAUGGAAAGAAACGGACGGAGAAGGAGAUGAACCAGCUGAUGCAUUCGCAUGUUUCACAAAAAUCACUGCCGAGUUUUGAUUGUCGAGUCGAGGGAUUGUUGUAAAUGUUGUGUAAAAAAAAUGAUGUUUUUAAUUGAGCACUUUUGCAAAGUGAUGACUGCCAAAUCCCCCUCUUUCCGAUGACAAAAGCCUGAUAUUUACGUCACGGUCCGCCUUUAUUUUGUCGGUACAUUUCCUGUUUUCUCCCCUCUAUAUCUGAUCGUUCUGUUUCCAGAUUCUCCCUCGGUUCUGUUGGCGUUUGACUCCCGGUUCUGCCUUGUGUUAUUUGGUGAAUGAAUA
This is a messenger RNA of Synchiropus splendidus (mandarinfish), 1833 nucleotides long. It is a transcript of the gene lad1, whose product is annotated as ladinin. The transcript is spliced from 13 exons. The record is from RefSeq and is a predicted model, not a curated record. Bases 200 to 1441 code for a protein of 413 amino acids. Lineage: Eukaryota; Metazoa; Chordata; Actinopteri; Syngnathiformes; Callionymidae. Gene Ontology annotation, molecular function: structural molecule activity.